Cyphomyrmex costatus is the source of this 1854-nucleotide messenger RNA. RefSeq lists its product as uncharacterized. The record is from RefSeq and is a predicted model, not a curated record. NCBI's taxonomy places the organism in Eukaryota, Metazoa, Arthropoda, Insecta, Hymenoptera, Formicidae. The transcript is spliced from 8 exons. Bases 1 to 1605 code for a protein of 534 amino acids. Gene Ontology annotation, cellular component: ciliary transition zone; ciliary membrane. Gene Ontology annotation, biological process: regulation of protein localization; cilium assembly.
AUGGCAGCGAUCGAAAUAUUUUCAAGUUCUGUCACUUACAAGUAUAAGAGUAUCUGGAUGAAAAAUCGGAUGCAUGCAGAAAUGCCUGAUGUACACUUCAUAUAUAAAUACCUAUUACUUGCGGAGGUAGAUUCUCUUGAAGAGCCUAUCGUGUGUUCCACUUUUACGACAUACAAGGAGAAUGAUAUUAAAGAUCAUUGUACAAUAAUCAAGGUACGAGAGAACGAUCUAAACAAUGAUGGACAGAAAGAUUCAUUAAGAUUUGAAGCUCAGUUUUACACGGACAAGCCAGUGAAAUCUCUACGACUUUUGCUGUUCUUCAAUUUUCAAUUAAAGCAUCUUAUCCAAGCGACGAUAGAAUCUAUAGGCGUGUUUAAUCAAAUAUUAAACCAUGAGGUUCAGGAGAUAAGAUUUUUCGGCGAUCUGGAGCUACGGCAAAAAGGACUUUUGCGUAGUGAGGGCCUCUACGAAACAUACAACCACAGCAUAGAAUUAUCCGAUUAUUCUCUACCCGAAUUGCUAUUGUAUAGUUUUAACCGAAAGUGUACAAUCACGAACGAGCGGGUAACGUGGAGAACAGGCUUCUCUAAUGACGAACCUGUAGUCGUCUUUGGCGAAUUGUUUUACGUGGAGAAUUUUAUUUACUAUCAGCCGAGCGUGUGGGAAGAAUUGAAAUGGGUGUGGAUCCAAUAUCUAUCGUGCCUACUUGUGUUCGCAUAUGUGGCUAAACAUAUCCUGGUAUUUCUAUUCACCAAUAGAUACCUGAACACAUAUAUUGUAAGACCAUGGCGAGACCUUGUAAAAAAACGACACGAUACUUUCACCAUGUCUACGAAAUCCAAGGAAAAAGUGGUAGCUGCCAUCCGGAAGCUCUUUCGGUCUUCUGAUAAGAUAGCUCAGCCGGAGGGAGCCAGUAGCUCAACCAAUUCGCCGUCGAGGAGACUCCUAAAUCGUCACCACCGUCCAGAUGCCGUUACUCCAAUGGAUGGACCGAUACUGGAGAAUCCAGAUUCCACUCACACUAAUCGUAGUUGUUUCUUCAAGGCAAAGAAGUCCGCAAAGGACAACAACGAUUGCAAAGCUGUCUAUGACAAGGACAUCGGUUUGCGUCGACUAAUGAAAGAGUUUAACAGGAUCCAAAGAACACAAUGCGGCGAUUCUACUUUCACCGUGGAGCUUGUCAAUGAUAACGUCUUUGAGUGGUUUGUUCGACUGCAUAAAAUUGAUCCAGACAGCAAGCUAGCAGCCGAUAUGCGUGAAUUAAAGAUACCUCACAUAUUGCUGCAUGUAAUUUUUCCAAAGGAGUUUCCAUUUGCGCCACCUUUUAUGAGGGUAAUUUCACCGAGAAUCGAUCAGGGCUUUGUGAUGCACGGCGGUGCUAUCUGCAUGGAACUCCUUACACCGAGAGGAUGGUGCUGCGCGUAUAGCGUUGAGUCGAUGAUCAUGCAAUUUGCAGCCAGUGUUGUGAAGGGGCAGGCACAAGUGGCAAGAGUAUCAAAACCGAAUAAGGAGUACAAUCGACAAUUGGCCGAGGAGACAUUUAAGAAUCUGGUGAGAACACACGAGAAGUAUGGCUGGGUGACGCCACCGCUCGCUGAAGGUUGAUUGCAGAAUAUUUCAUCGUAGAAAAUUGAAAGAGUUCUGUGUUUUUUGCUUGAGAAGAGGCGCACAAAUCGAUAUGAUUUUUUUCCUAAUUUUCUGGAGACGCCGGCAAUAAUUUUUUUGUUGCAUUAGGAAAGUCAAAGUGUAAUUUUGUUGCUUAAUUGCAGCAAGAAGAAUGCACAAGUAGAUAUAACCAGAAAGAGUACAGAGUUUGAACACAGCACGCGUGGAAGUUUUUUUUAGUCAUUUUUC